Messenger RNA from Onychomys torridus (southern grasshopper mouse), 1026 nucleotides. It is a transcript of the gene Siglec15, whose product is annotated as sialic acid binding Ig like lectin 15. The coding region runs from base 1 to 1026 and encodes 341 amino acids. The transcript has 6 exons. Gene Ontology annotation, biological process: regulation of actin cytoskeleton organization; regulation of bone resorption; regulation of osteoclast development. The record is from RefSeq and is a predicted model, not a curated record. Lineage: Eukaryota; Metazoa; Chordata; Mammalia; Rodentia; Cricetidae. Gene Ontology annotation, cellular component: plasma membrane.
AUGGAAGGGUCCAUCCCACUCCUGGCUUGCUUGGCAUGUGUCCUCCAGAUGGGAUCACUUGUGAAAACUAGAAGGGACACUCUAGGGGAUUUGCUCAACACAGAGGCGCACAGCGCGCCGGAGCAGCGCUGGUCCAUGCAGGUGCCUGCCGAGGUGAGCGCGGAGGCGGGCGAAGCGGUGAUGCUGCCCUGCACCUUCACGCACCCGCACCGCCACUACGACGGGCCGCUGACGGUCAUCUGGCGCGCGGGCGAGCCGUACGCGGGCCCGCAGGUGUUCCGGUGCACCGCGGCGCGCGGCAGCGAGCUGUGCCAGACGGCGCUGAGCCUGCACGGCCGCUUCCGCCUGCUGGGCAACCCGCGCCGCAACGACCUGUCACUGCGCGUCGAGCGCCUCGCCCUGGCGGACAGUGGCCGCUACUUCUGCCGAGUGGAGUUCGCCGGCGACGCCCACGACCGCUAUGAGAGCCGCCACGGGGUCCGGCUGCGCGUGACCGCUGCACCCCGGAUCGUCAACAUCUCUGUGCUACCAGGCCCCUCGCACGCCUUCCGCGCGCUCUGCACCGCCGAGGGGGAGCCCCCGCCUGCCCUCUCCUGGUCCGGCCCCACCUUGGGCAACAGCUCGGCUGCCCUGCGGGACCAGGGUCACAGCUACCAGGUGACCGCCGAGCUGCCUGCACUGACCCGGGAUGGUCGCUACACGUGCACUGCAGCCAAUAGCCUGGGCCACACGGAGGCCAGCGUCUACCUGUUCCGUUUCCAUGGCGCCCCGGGAGCCUCGACUCUGGCGCUCCUGCUCAGCGCGCUGGGCUUCAAGGCGCUGCUGUUGCUUGGCGUUCUAGGUGCGCGCGCCACCCGCCGACGACUAGAUCACCUGGUCACUCAGGACACCUCUCCACGGUCUCAAGCUCAGGAGUCCAAUUAUGAAAAUCUGAACCAGAUGAAUGCCCCAGGCCACCAGCUGCCACGUGUUUGCUGUGAGGAGCUCCUUGGCCAUCAUCAACCAGUUGUGCACCAUGAGAAAUGA